CUCACUUUUAUUAAUAGCUUUGGUUUGUACCGUAAUGUAUAUCGUAUGUUAAUAGGGUUUUACUUUAUCUUCGUAGGUCUGUCUUUUUAUAAGCGGGCACGCCGAGCCAAUGUUCUUCCUUUUACGAUUAGACUACAUAGUAGCAACUUCUCCGACGUACUACUAGCUAUUAAAUGUCUUACAGCCCUAGAGCGUAGUAUUGAGGUAUAG
This is a messenger RNA of Sphaerulina musiva SO2202, 210 nucleotides long. RefSeq lists its product as uncharacterized. The record is from RefSeq and is a predicted model, not a curated record. The annotation marks the transcript as partial. NCBI's taxonomy places the organism in Eukaryota, Fungi, Ascomycota, Dothideomycetes, Mycosphaerellales, Mycosphaerellaceae. The transcript has a single exon.